CCAGUUCUAGCAGGGUAUCAUUGUCAAGCCUAAGUUCUCGACGUAUAUAUCGCUAAAGGAAACCUCUUGUUGAGUUUUGUCAACAUGAAAUCUUUCGUGUGUGCUGCCGCUUUGGCAUCGAUGCUGGCCGUGGCCAGUUGUGCCCCUUAUGUGAUCUUCUUGGAGGAGGCUCCAGUUCGUGUGGCCCGGUCGGCCAAUGGUGGAUUUGGAUUUGGAAGUUCGGGAAGCGCUGCUAACGCUGCAGCUCAGUCCUUCAACCAGGGUGGGGGAUUCCCAGGAUUCGGUGGACAAUUCGGAGGUGUCUCGGGAUCGGCUGCCAAUGCUGGAUCUCAAUCUUUCACCCAGGGUGGUGGCUUCCCAGGUUUCGGAGGUGGCCUGAGCGGUUCAGCCGCCAAUGCUGGAACCCAGUCGUUUAAUCAGGGAGGCCACGGUGGUGGUUUGUCUGGUAGCGCUGCCAACGCUGGUGCUCAAUCGUUCACCCAAGGUGGUGGCUUCGGUGGAUUCGGAGGAUCUCAGCCGUUCCAUCAGGGAGGAUUCGGAGGUGGUCUGAGCGGAUCGGCUUCCAAUGCUGGAACCCAAUCAUUCACUCAGGGAGGACAUGGUGGUGGUCUGAGCGGAUCGGCUGCCAAUGCUGGAACCCAGUCGUUCACUCAGGGAGGACAUGGUGGUGGUCUGAGCGGAUCGGCUGCCAAUGCUGGAACCCAGUCGUUCACUCAGGGUGGACAUGGUGGUGGUCUGAGCGGAUCGGCUGCCAAUGCUGCCGCUCAAUCCUUCACUCAGGGAGGUGGUCAUCAGAUCGGUGUUCACUAAAUAGGAUAUCCUUAAAGUCACAGGAAGGUGGAAAUGAUGACUAAUUACACGUUCACGGUCAAUGAUUAUUGGAACACGCUUGAGAUUGACGCCACGGGCAUA
Ochlerotatus camptorhynchus is the source of this 912-nucleotide messenger RNA. RefSeq lists its product as uncharacterized. The record is from RefSeq and is a predicted model, not a curated record. The transcript is spliced from 2 exons. Bases 85 to 810 code for a protein of 241 amino acids. Lineage: Eukaryota; Metazoa; Arthropoda; Insecta; Diptera; Culicidae.